Panicum virgatum (switchgrass) is the source of this 1723-nucleotide messenger RNA. RefSeq names its product glutathione S-transferase T3-like. The transcript has 3 exons. The record is from RefSeq and is a predicted model, not a curated record. Lineage: Eukaryota; Viridiplantae; Streptophyta; Magnoliopsida; Poales; Poaceae. The coding region runs from base 502 to 1548 and encodes 348 amino acids.
GUCUCUCUCCCCGUCUCUCGUGUCUCUCUCCGUCUCUCUCCACCCCCGGCGGCUGUUGCCCGCGCUCGUGCUGAAGUUCCGGCCGAGCGGGCGAUGAGCAGGGCAGGGAAGGUGGCGGCCGACAGGGAAAGGGGAGGUGGAGGUGGAUCCGACCAGGAACAGCGCGGAUCGGAGGAGGUGCCGCCCCGGGCGGCAGAUCUGGAGGAGGACCAGUGCAGCAGAUUCCCAGACACCGGCGGCGGGGGGCUAGAAGACCGGGCCUGUGGAGGAAGAGGAGAAGGAGAAGGCCGCCCAACCAGGUCAGGGAAGAGGCGCCGUUCAUCUCGGCUGGUUCGUGGAUCCCGAUCCGGAUCAGGGGAUUCAUUUUCAUCGUUGAAGAACCAGCGACUAAGGAGAAGGGACAUGGAUCAUAUCAUUAGUUAUGCAUACCAAGGUUGCAACAACGAUGAAGAGCGGCAGUCCUAGCAAGCGGCUGCCAAUGCCAGCACUGGGCAGCAGUGGAUGCACCCCAACCCUCAGUUCGGCAUGCCUCAGCAAUUUGACAGCUACGGAAUGGCUCAUUUUAGGCCUCCAACUGAAGCCGUAAUGCAACAGUCCAUAGAAGGACAUGAAGGGGAUUGUACAUCCUCCAUCGGUAAAAAGCAAGUCAAAGUCAAGCAAAGUAAUUUUAGUGCAGAUGAGGAUGUACAUUUGACCAAAUGGUGGGUUGCUGUCAGCACAGACCCCGUCAUCAACACGGGCCAGAGAAGGGAGGGAUUCUGGAGCCGGAUCACGAAUGGCUACAACUCUAAUAGAGGGCCACACGUUGAGCGGUCUCUGAAGUCACUGAGCAGUAGAUUUGACCACAUCAAGGAGCAGUGUGCAAAGUUUUCUGACUACUAUACACAGAUACUACAUGUUAAUCCAAGUGGUAUGUCUGAUGCGGACAAGACUACAGAGGCCCUUGCUAGGUUUGCCAGUACACAGAAGCCUUUCAUGUUGAUGCAUUGUUGGAAGAUUCUGAAAGACGAGCCAAAGUGGCAAGACCUUGUUGUUAUGAGCCAAAGUGGCAAGAACAAUGAGCAAGAAGAUGACUGCUAUGUUACAUCUCCCUCCAACCAAGGAGACACUGAAGCUGAACCGUCAACCCCAUCUAGUGGCGGGACCAAGAGGCCACCUGGCCGUGAUUCUUCAAAAGCAAAGAAGCAGAAGAGUGCCUCCUCAUCUGCAUCUGCAGCUUCCACCGAAUAUGUAUCUAAAAUGCAUGAUCUGUGGUCUGAUAGGUUCUCGUUCAUGAAGGAGCAGCAGGUUGAGAAGAGCAAGCAAAUGGCCGAAUUGGCCAAUCUGGAAAAGGAGAAGCUUGAUAGGCAAAUGGAGUUGGAGGAACGUCGUUUGGCUUUAGAAGCUAGGAGGUUGGCCAAGGAGGAAAGGGUGGAUGAAUCAAGGUUAUUGGCCGAGGAGGAACAUAUUCUUAACAUUGAUCUUGACACAUGCAAACCAUCUCUUAGGGUGUUCUAUAAGGCUCAGCAAGACAAGAUCCUUGCCAAGUACUUGGCGCCAUCUUCUUAACUUUAAAAAUGUGUUAUGUGCCCUGCGCCAUUUAUUUCCUUGUUGUAACGUAGAACUAUUUGUUUGAUUGUUGUAUCUGUAGUUUGGAGAACUAUUUGUUUGAUUGUUAUAUCUGUAGUUUGGAGAACUAUUUGUUUGAUUGUUGUAUCUGUAGUUUGGAGAACUAUUUGUUUUA